Messenger RNA from Columba livia (rock pigeon), 4659 nucleotides. RefSeq names its product adenylosuccinate synthase 1 (gene ADSS1). Gene Ontology annotation, biological process: IMP metabolic process; 'de novo' AMP biosynthetic process. Gene Ontology annotation, cellular component: cytoplasm. The coding region runs from base 84 to 1451 and encodes 455 amino acids. Lineage: Eukaryota; Metazoa; Chordata; Aves; Columbiformes; Columbidae. The transcript is spliced from 13 exons. The record is from RefSeq and is a predicted model, not a curated record. Gene Ontology annotation, molecular function: GTP binding; adenylosuccinate synthase activity.
CGCCGUUAAAGGCCGGCGGCGCAGGCGGCGAGCGGAGAUUGGGCUCGGCGCCGGCUCCAGUUCCAGCCAGCCUCCCUCCCACCAUGUCGGGCACCCGAGCGUCCAACGACCGCAGCAGCCACCCCGGCGGCGGCGGGGUCAAGCGGGCGCGCAGCGAGCCGGGCGGUAACAAAGUGACGGUGGUGCUGGGAGCGCAGUGGGGGGACGAAGGCAAAGGCAAGGUGGUCGACCUGCUGGCCACCGAGUCGGACAUUGUGUGCCGGUGCCAGGGUGGAAAUAAUGCAGGCCAUACCGUGGUUGUCGAUGGGAAAGAAUAUGAUUUUCACCUAUUUCCUAGUGGCAUCAUUAAUCCAAAGGCAAUUUCAUUUAUUGGUAAUGGAGUCGUUAUACAUUUACCAGGCCUGUUUGAAGAAGCUGAAAAGAAUGAAAAGAAAGGUUUAAAAGAUUGGGAGAAAAGACUGAUUAUAUCAGAUAGAGCACAUAUAGUGUUUGACUUUCACCAGGCAGUAGAUGGGCUCCAGGAAGUGCAACGCCAAGCACAAGAAGGAAAAAAUAUUGGCACAACAAAGAAGGGGAUUGGACCAACAUAUUCUUCCAAAGCUGCACGAACAGGCCUUCGAAUUUGUGACCUCCUUUCUGACUUUGAUGAAUUUUCUUCAAGAUUUAAAAAUCUGGCACAACAGUACAAGUCAAUGUUUCCCUCAUUGGAAAUAGAUAUAGAAGGGCAAUUGAAAAAGCUAAAGGGAUAUGCUGAAAAAAUAAGACCCAUGGUUCGUGAUGGAGUGUAUUUUAUGUAUGAAGCUCUUCAUGGCUCCCCGAAGAAGAUUCUUGUUGAAGGAGCCAAUGCAGCAUUACUUGAUAUUGACUUUGGCACGUAUCCUUUCGUGACUUCGUCAAACUGCACCAUAGGUGGUGUGUGCACCGGGCUUGGUGUUCCUCCCCAGCACGUCGGUGAUGUGUAUGGUGUGGUGAAGGCUUAUACUACUCGGGUGGGAAUUGGAGCCUUCCCUACUGAGCAGAUUAAUGAAAUCGGAGAUCUUUUACAGUCCCGUGGCCACGAAUGGGGAGUAACUACAGGCAGAAAGAGACGCUGUGGCUGGUUAGAUCUUGUCAUUUUGAAAUAUGCUCAUAUGAUCAACGGAUUCACUGCUUUGGCAUUGACAAAACUGGAUAUUCUCGAUGUCCUUGAUGAAAUUAAAAUUGGUGUUGCUUACAAAUUGGGUGGAAAAAGAAUUCCAUAUUUUCCAGCUAAUCAGGAGAUCCUACAGAAGGUGGAAGUAGAGUAUGAAACAAUGCCUGGGUGGAAAACUGACACAACCGGUGCACGAAAAUGGGAGGACCUGCCACCCAAGGCCCAGAAUUACAUCCGAUGCGUGGAGAACCAUGUUGGAGUCCCAGUUAAGUGGGUUGGAGUUGGAAAAUCAAGAGAGUCAAUGAUCCAGCUGUUUUAAACAAAAGAAGAACUUCGGCGAUGAGAAGCACAGUAUAGCAUUCAUCUGUUCCUUACUGCUUCUUCUUUAAAUGGAGAUGCUAUUUAAAACCAUAUUCUCCUAGGAAUGGAAUAGAAACAAAACAUAUAUUCUGUAUUUAUCUUUAAGUUCUUAAUAAAUUCAGUGUCAAACAUUUGGUGGCCAUCAUCCAAAAAAUUCAAAAAAGUAUUCUUGAGCCAUGUUACUGUUUGAAAGUAUUUUACACCCAUAUAGAGUUAUUUUUUCUUGCUGAAACCAAUAUUAAGCCUUUUCCAGUAGUUACUGGGUAACCUUAGAAUUGUGAAGCUUAGAUUUGUUCUUCAACUUCAAAUAUUAAAAUAUCUUUGUAUCUGAGUAGUAAGACAGAUAUUGUGUACUUAAAUUGGUUGGAUUAUACAGACUUUCCAUUUCUAAAAUACAGUAAAGUUAGGUAAUUUUGAUUGCACAAAGCAAACACAAUUAUCUAUGGGUUUUUUUAAUAAUUAUUUUUAUUGGCCCACAAAAAUGAAUAGAAGCUAAAGUAUUUUUAUCACAGAGCCUAUUCUAGUAACUGAGAUGACAUCUAUAGAGGGGCCAAACUGGAGAAAGCUGACCUGUCUAAUAAUUCUUUCAAAUAUCCUGUGUACUAACAGUCCCUGUGGAGACUCUGAGAUGUGCAGUCUUGAUUUUUAUGCAGUAGGUAAGGAGUGAAGGUGGAAGGAAGAGAGUCCUCAGGGUACAAAACACAUGGGAGAGUGGAGCUGAGACAACGGCACGUGUUCUCUCAGUGAACCUGAGACGUUUCUUCCUGCUAAUGCAGUGACUGCAAUUUCCAAAGUUUUACUGUAGUUCUCUGUUGAGGAAUGUGGGACUUGCAGCUCUGUAAUGCACCCUCGCUUCCACAACUCCUCGGUUUCCAAGAAUAAAUCAAUGCGUGACUUAACGAUGACUGCUGCAGUAUUUACACCCCUCACACGUUUUGACCUUCCUCAGCAAAAUGUAAUGCCUAUUUAUAGAAGGGGAUGACAUGUGGCAGCCAGGGCUGGGACACGUAGAAGCUGUGGAGAGGUCCCAAUAUCUUCAAGAACACACUUGGAUUUCUUUGUGGAUCUCACUUAUAAUCGUUAUACUUCAAGAGCUCUCAACAAAGGCCUACCUCUUGUAGAGGAAAAAGAAUACACUAGAAACAGAAUUACUCCACAACUGUGGAGUUUUCUGAGUAAAUAUUCAUUUUCUAUAGAUGUCUCAGAGAGCUAUAACAAUAUUUUUGUAUCAUUCCCAGGGGCUGUGGAAAGGACAUCACAACCCCAAUAAUGCCAUUAUGUAGUGUGUGAAAAUAUCCCUUUUCUGAGAUGAUAACUCCAAGGAUACCAAGUUGUGACAUUCUUUGCAUCAGAGAUAGGGAAAAAGAAAAAUCCAUCCAGAGUACUUUGUGUCAUACUCAUCCCCUCUGUCUUUUCUCAUUCAAUAUUAAAUAACAGUCAAUGUUCAAAACAAUUUGUGUCAAGAAGCAAUUAAAAAUGUACUGGUAUAAGCACAGAGCAAGCACUAAAUUUGACUAUUGUUGCUUAUAGGGCAGAAUUGUUAAACCCUCUGACUGCAGUGCAGUCCCUUCACCACAGAUGGUGGCUUUGUGCCACAAGAAAAUACCUUUUAUCUCUAAAAAAAAACAACAACAAAAAAAAAAGAGCCCAAAGCUGUGAAUCCUUAAUUCAGCUACAACUCCUUUGUUGAUCAUUGACAAGUUGUUUGAUCUCCUUGCUGCUGUUGUAAAAUGGCAAUUGCGAAUACAAUGCAUCAUCACCUCCUUUAUGUUGCUUUUUGGAGGUCAAUGGGUCGAGCCCUGCAGUCCUUGCUAUGGCAUUGAUGAGGAAGCUCUCCCUGUCAUAUUUAUGGGUGUUCUAAUGAAAGAGUGAUGAGAUUUCUGACCUUAUUUAGUGUUUGCGAAGCACCUCUGAAAGGUGCUUGGUAAGUGCUAAUUAUUAGAAGCACUGUGAAAUGUGCCUCAUUUAUAUGAGGUAAUUUAAGUAUAAAGAUGCUUGGAGAUACAGUAAUUAAGUUUCAUUGUCACAUGGCUUAACCUUGUGACAUAUGCCUACUGGAUGAGCUAGACCUGUUUCUUUUCUUGGCCUCCCUCUUUAUCAGUACAUUCGUGUUGGGAGGUUGCUUUUAUAUUUAAGCUUUGUUUGAUUUAUAGGCAAAGUCCACAAUGACUAUAAGGCACUCAGUGUGCUAAAUAACUGGAUUAAGUGAUCAACUCUAAAUGAAGUUUUCAACAUAUUGAAAAAAAUAGGGUUUAUAACUUAGUUUUCACAGGAAUGCUUUUUCUUGUUCACCUAAUCUUGGUGUUUUCCAUUAAGUGAUUUUUCCAUUAAACUAGAUCCAUGUUGCCUGUCUUUGCAUUCAAGGAGUCAUCAAAAAAACCCAGUGAUGUUGUCAGUGGGCAUGAUGUAAUAGGCAGUUAUCCUGUGACUUACUCUGUUACCUAAAAACUAUUGUGUAUUUCAUUUCAUAGUAUGGAUUUUUUAAGGGAAAAUUCUAUUCCUAUUGAAUUUAAUAUGUGUUGUUAUUGAGUUAACUGUGAAUAAGUUCAGGCUUUUAUUGAAAAGCUCUUUAAUCUACUGAGUGACACAAUGCUUAAUAAGAACAUUUUAAUGUAAAUUUGCUUUCAUUUUGGCUGCUUCCCAUGUGUAUUAUUUUGUUUUGUUUGGAAUUUCAUUCUAAUAACAAUCACUGUGAUUAAUUUAACUUCUUUCUCCCCAGCAAAAUGCAAUAAUAAUGACUAAAACUGGUUGAUGCAUCAUCCCAUUAGAUAUCUGGAUGGAAGAGCAAGGGUAAACAUCUACCAAAAUGGCAUAAUUUGUGGUAAAGAUUAUAGGUUAUUUUUAAAGUAGCAAUUACUGAUUCGCUCAUGCACAUUAAUGUACUUGACAUAUUUUCUCAGCCUUACCUUUAUAACAUGGCCUUCGUAGUCAGGUGUGUGCUUCCUAACACAUGCAGGAUAGGAUUUUGAAGCUUUUGUAAUUUUUAAUUUGGCUGUACAUGGUCUUUGGGUUCUGGCAUAACGCACUUUAUAAAAGGAAAGAAGAUAAAGCAUUUCCAUAGUAAUGUGCAAACUAUACUUACAACUUAUGCACCUUUUUUCAGAUGAAUUUUGAAUCUACACCUGUUCAUUUGUCCUGAAAGACACAGUAAAACCAAUUUAAAGUAA